Messenger RNA from Stegostoma tigrinum, 3206 nucleotides. It is a transcript of the gene nsun2, whose product is annotated as NOP2/Sun RNA methyltransferase 2. Gene Ontology annotation, biological process: tRNA methylation. The transcript is spliced from 19 exons. Gene Ontology annotation, molecular function: tRNA (cytidine-N5)-methyltransferase activity; tRNA binding. Lineage: Eukaryota; Metazoa; Chordata; Chondrichthyes; Orectolobiformes; Stegostomatidae. Gene Ontology annotation, cellular component: nucleus; cytoplasm. The record is from RefSeq and is a predicted model, not a curated record. The coding region runs from base 345 to 2939 and encodes 864 amino acids.
CAGCUUUUGUGCUCCUGAGAUGCUGCUUGGCCUGCUGUGUUCAUCCAGCCUCACAUUUUAUUAUCUUAGUAUGAAAAAGUAGUUUGGAUAGCGAACGCUACCAGAUAUGAAAUCCUGCCACUGCAACUGUAACUGAAUUUUUUGAAGGAUCUAGGCCCGAAACAUCAGCUUUCUUGCUCCCUGAUACCGCUUGACCUGCUCUGUUCAUCCAGCUCUACACCUUGUUAUCUUCAGAUUCUGCAAUAUCUGCAGUUCCGACUGUCACUGCAACUGUAUCAUUUCUUUUGCUACAUUUUGUUGUCGUAACGCAUACGCACCAGAAGUGGCUCCACCUUUCUGAAUGAAUGAUUGAACGAGUGAGGUUUCCGUCCAGUGUUCCAGUGCUGAUCCGGCUCCAGUCUUUCCGCCGUGUGCUACACGCUGGUUGCGGAUCCGGCUCCAGUUUUUCCGACGAGUGCUCCACUCCGGUUUUGGAUCCAGCUCCAGUAUUUCCGCCGUGUGCUCCACUCUUGCGACCGCUGUGGCCUGCUCCAGUUCAGUUCCAUCUGCGCCCGUGUGUGAGAAUCACGUUUCUUCGGUUCUUCUCCAUUGUCCGCGGUAUGGGGAGACGGAAAAACAGACCCAGAAACCGAGACAGGAAUGCAGAUACUGACAACAAGCCUGGUUGGGGAGCUGGUUACCAAGAGAUUAUUAAAGAAAACAAACUAUAUGAAGAAUAUUACCAAAGACAGAAGAUUGUUCCUGAGGGGGAAUGGGAUCAGUUUAUGGCAACCAUGAGAGAAGCAUUGCCAGCUACUAUUCGGAUAACUGGGUAUAAAAGCCACGCAGAAGAGAUUUUGCAUUGUCUAAAAACAAAGUAUUUCCAAGAAUUGCAGGACUUGGAGGUGGAUGGGCAGAAGAUUGAGGCCCCACAACCUUUGAGCUGGUAUCCAGGUGAAUUAGCUUGGCAUAUUAACAUUAGCAGGAAGAUGCUGAGAAAGUCACCAGUCUUGCAGAAGUUCCAUCAGUUUCUUGUUAGUGAAACAGAAUCUGGGAAUAUCAGUCGCCAGGAAGCUGUCAGUAUGAUUCCUCCUUUGCUGCUUGAUAUUAAGGCACAUCAUAAGAUUCUCGAUAUGUGUGCAGCACCCGGAUCAAAGACUGCUCAGCUGAUUGAGAUGCUGCAUUCUGACAUGAAUGUUGCUUUUCCAGAGGGUUUUGUAAUUGCUAAUGAUGUUGACAACAAGCGGUGUUACCUAUUGGUUCAUCAGUCAAAGCGCUUGCAUAGCCCAUGUAUUAUGGUGGUGAAUCAUGAUGCAUCGAAUAUACCAAGAUUACAGAUGGCGGACGCUGAUGGUCAAAGGAACAUCCUCUUCUAUGACAGGAUUUUGUGCGAUGUACCAUGCAGUGGUGAUGCAACCUUGAGAAAGAAUAUUGAUGUGUGGCAGAAGUGGACAACCAGCAACAGCCUCCAGUUGCAUGGCUUACAGCAAAGGAUUGCCAUCCGUGGUGUCGGGCAGUUAGCAGUUGGAGGCAGAAUGGUUUACUCCACCUGUUCUCUGAACCCUAUUGAAAAUGAAGCUGUAAUAGCAACUAUUCUUGGGAAGAGUGAAGGAACUCUUGAAUUAAUUGAUGUUUCAUCGGAGUUGCCAGGGUUGAAGAGAAUGCCUGGCUUAACAUCAUGGGAGGUAAUGACAAGGGAAGGACAUUGGUAUGCAGAGUGGUCAGAAGUGCCAGAGAGUAAACAGACUCAAAUCCGUCCCACAAUGUUUCCAAUCAAAGACCCUGAGAAGCUCAAAGCAAUGAAUCUGGAAAGAUGCAUUAGGGUACUUCCUCACCAUCAAAAUACUGGAGGAUUCUUUGUUGCUGUUUUGGAGAAAAAGGCUCCAAUGCCUUGGAACAAGCGUGAGCCAAAGCUGAGACGUAAAGGAGUGGUGGCUGAUUCCCUAGUUGAAGGCCCUGAUGAGAAAUCUGCAGAAAGCGAAGAAAUUAAAAAAUACGAAGAAGGUGAAGAAACAUCAGGUAGUAAAGAUGGUAUUUGUUGCCCGUCUCCGCCAAAGAAAAUGAAAUUGUUUGGGUUCAAAGAAGACCCCUUUGUCUUCUUGAGUGAAGAUGAUCCAAUAUUUCUACCAAUUCAGAAAUUUUAUCAAUUGGAUCCAUCUUUUCCAAAGUCGAAUGUCCUCACUAGAACGCAUGAGGGAAAGAAGCGUCACCUCUACAUGGUUUCAAAGGAACUAAGAAAUGUGCUUCUCCAUAACAGUGAACGAAUGAAGGUGAUUAACAUGGGAAUUAAAGUUCUGAGUCGCAAUAAUGAUGGAGAAGAAUUUGGCUGUGCCUUCAGGUUAGCACAAGAGGGGAUUUAUACUAUCAAUCCAUACAUUAAUGAAAGAAUCAUUAAGAUUUGUAUUGAAGACGUUAUGGUGCUGUUAACACAAGAAAAUCCAUUCAUUGGCAAGCUUACAAGUGAACCACAGAAACAAGCAAAGAAACUGAGUAUGGGGAGUGUUGUGUUGAAGUAUGAACCAGAUCCUUCAAAUAUUGAAGGUCCAAAGUGCCCAAUUGUGUUGUGUGGCUGGAGGGGAAAGAAUUCAAUCCGCGCCUUUGUUGCCAGGAAUGAGCGUUUUCAUUAUCUACGAAUGUUGGGUGUAGAGGUUUUCAGAGACAAGAGUAAGGGUGAUGGAUCAGACAGCGUGACUACUGAGAAAACUGAGGAGCCAAUAGAAGAAGGGGAUUUGAAUGUACAGGGAGACACUGGGCAUUUGAAAGACAAUUCUGAAAUUGUGCAACGAUCUGAAGAAAAAUCUGCUGAGAUCUUGGGGUCAACAGAAGAACCUGAAGAACAUCAAGUAGUACAGCAUGUGACGAUGGAAAUCAUCAAUAUUAAAAGAAUUCAAGAACCUGUCGAAUCAUGUUCAAAAAUUGAAAGCUUAGGUGCUGACAUGGCACAUCCGGAUGCAAGUUAAUAAGGUGUUAGGGUUUUAAGCUUUUAAGAAAUGCCAAACAUGAACUUACAUAGAUUGCAGCAUAAACUAUCUGAUGACUUGGUGUUGGAUAUCCAAUGCUACCAGCUGUUUCUAGAGGAAACUAUCAUUCACUUGCAAUCCAAAGUUGAAUAUUCCCUUUUAAUGUACUCAAACCUUUCCUAACUAGAUAAAUAGCCUUGAAUAUGCGGGCAUUUUGUUUUUGAGUCACGUUGCCAUAUUUUGCCCAGUAAAAGUCUAUGGAUCUUA